AUGAUUUUUAAACCCAUGGAUAAAAAUAUUAAGCUGUCUGGUAAAGAUAUUUUAAAUGAAGACAUGAUUUCUACAUCUCAUUUCCAUUUUUCUGUACCAGGUCUUUUAAGAAUACUAGUAUCUGCUAUUUUAACGGUUUUAUUUGUAUUAUCUUCAUUUUACGUAUUUGAGAAAUGUUUAUCUCCCCUGAUUAUAAGUAGACAUCACGAAACAAAUUUAUUUUUCGGAUAUAAACUAAUUCUUUCUUUUUUUGUUUACUGUUCAGUUUAUAUGUCAAUAGAUUUAAUUAUUUUAGUUUAUAAUAGAUGUAUAUUCACUAGCAGCUAUAGAAAGAAUAUAUCAUCAUUGGUUAUUUAUUAA
Vairimorpha ceranae is the source of this 360-nucleotide messenger RNA. RefSeq lists its product as hypothetical. The record is from RefSeq and is a predicted model, not a curated record. The coding region runs from base 1 to 360 and encodes 119 amino acids. The transcript has a single exon. NCBI's taxonomy places the organism in Eukaryota, Fungi, Microsporidia, Nosematidae.